Molecule: messenger RNA, 2102 nt
Organism: Aspergillus alliaceus
Lineage: Eukaryota; Fungi; Ascomycota; Eurotiomycetes; Eurotiales; Aspergillaceae
Product: putative isoamyl alcohol oxidase
Exons: 1
Coding region: 300-2039 (579 amino acids)
Molecular function (GO): oxidoreductase activity; FAD binding
Source: RefSeq, a predicted model, not a curated record
CGGCGCUCCGUACCUUCUACUACCCACUAUCGUACGAGGAGUACUAUGUAGAACAACUGUCGGGAUAUUGCACCAGUGUAAGAUGGACAUGUGGAUUGAAAUGUACUGUGUUGUGGUCGCUUGUCUGGAACUAGUUUCCCAACGAACCGGGACUUUGAAGUUACUGAAUCGGUUGUCAGCGUGCCGGGAUUUGAACUAAAAGACCCUGCUGUUCCUAUCUGAAAGUUCUUACUUCUCACUUUCCUGGAAGGGCUGCGAUCGUCGCUACUUUUCCUUUAUCCACUUGUAUAUCCCCGUGGAUGAUCUCAUCAUCGCGUGGCAAGAUGGCGCCUUCAACCUUCAAGAACUCUGUUGUUUCGCUGGCUGUCCAUUUUUUGGGCGUUUCAGCUGGAAGCUGUGACCUUGAUAACUUCAAUGCCACUGUCGGCGGUCGCGUUCAGCCACUGACACCCUUCUCGUUACCCUGUUUCUCCAACUACAAUGGCACCGAGGUGGCCGUUAACAAUGCCGUCUGCGCGACCAUCCAGAGCAACUACAGCGACCCGUACCUGCGUUCCAACUCCGCCAAUGGGUACAUGAACAACCAAGUCGAGAUGUGCGCCUCGGACCCCAGUGACCAAUGCCUCCUCGACAGCUCCGAUCCGACCGAUCCCGUGGCCUAUACCAAUACGGUGUGUCAGCAGGGCAACUUGCCCUCAUAUUAUCUGGAGAUUCAGCAGGCCAGCGAUGCCAUCGAGGCGUUCAAGUUCGCGAACUGCUCCGGAACCCGCCUGUCAAUAAAGAACAGUGGCCAUGACUACCUGGGCCGCAGUAGUGGAAAGGGGACGUUGGCACUCUGGACUCGUAAUUUACAGUCCAAGACCUAUCAUGCCGACUUUAAGCCCGAGGGUUGCAAUGCCUGCGCCGCGCCAGGGACUGCCCAGAAGGCCAUCACCAUCGGAGCGGGCAUGAACUUCAACGAGGUGUAUGCUUUUGCCCACUCGAACAAUGCUACAUUCUUAGGUGGCUACGCACCUACAGUCGGCGCUAGCGGUGGUUACUUGCAGACUGCCGGUCACAGCAUCCUGUCUCCUGUCUAUGGAUUGGCUAUUGAUCGAGUCCUCCAGUUCAAGGUGGUGACUCCCGAUGGUCAGUACCGGAUUGCCAACGAAUGCCAGAACCAGGAUCUUUUCUGGGCCCUCCGUGGCGGUGGCGGCGGUACAUUUGGUGUGGUCAUCGAGAGCACCCACCGCGUUGAACCAGAGUUGAGCUUUGUCGCCGCCAUUAUCAAGUUCCCUUCGAACUCCACCAACCUUCUACCUUUUAUGGAUAUCGUCGUCAACAGCACUUUGAAGUGGGCUUCGGAAGGCUGGGGGGGUCAUAUCAGCGGCAGCAGUCUGAUCAACGUCACUCCUCUCCUUUCUGUGGCCCAGGCGGAAGAGUCCCUCAGCGAGGUGAUCGCGUACGCGAAGGCCCAGGGCGGCUCCGCGACUGUUGAGCAAUUCUCAUCCUGGUACGCUUUUUACGAGAAGUAUGUGACCUCCAACGCGGUCAGCGUCGGUGUCACCCACUUUGCCGGCAGUCGUCUGGUCCCCAAGGCCGUCUUUGAAACCGCUGAAGGCCGCCAGAACCUCAUGGACUUCUUCUCCCUCAUCCAGUCCAAGGGACAAAGCCCUUACAUCCCGAUCGUCGGCCCCGUGCUCUACAACUACACCGCAAACUCCACCUCGGCGACCCCCGCUUGGCGAUCGGCUGUCUGGGAGCUGGGAUCCGGCACGGCCUGGGCCUGGAAUAGCACCAUCGAGACCCGUGAACAGAAGAUUGCCGAUCUGCAGAACAUGACCGCUACCUUGGAGCGGAUUACCCCUGGCAGCGGCGCCUACAGCUGCGAAGCCAACCCCUUCACCGAAGACUGGCAGGAAGCCUGGUGGGGCGAUAACUACGAGCCCUUGGUGACGAUCAAGAACAAGUACGAUCCCCACCGGUUGUUGAACUGUUGGAAGUGCAUUGGAUGGGAGGAGUCCGAUGCCAAGAGCUCCUGCUUCUCGGCUUUCAGCUAAACGGCUUUUUCCUGUAUAUAAUCCAGUUCCUCUACGCAUGCGUGCGUGUAUGCAUGGAUAUAU